Molecule: messenger RNA, 844 nt
Organism: Kickxella alabastrina
Lineage: Eukaryota; Fungi; Kickxellomycota; Kickxellomycetes; Kickxellales; Kickxellaceae
Exons: 1
Coding region: 6-419 (137 amino acids)
Source: RefSeq, a predicted model, not a curated record
UGCUGAUGCUGGGACGGCUGUUGAUGUCGAAAAAAGACAAAAAACAAAAGCGGAAGAAGUGGGACAGUCGGUUCCCUUACAUCGACGAUCUGAUGUGUGACGGCAUCCUCAGCUGGAUCGAUUGUGCUGUUUUCAUCGACCCUGGCAGGCGCGAGAUGCUGCGACACGGCUUCAAAGUGCUCCUAAUCGACGAGUUCUGGACACACAAGUUCUGCAUGGCAUGCCAUUUCGAGUUAGAGAAACAUUAUUGGAUGCCUGAUCCGCACAAAAUCGGCAAGUCCAACUGCAGGCCCAAUCCCAAGCGCACGGACGGCGGCACUGAAACUGAUGCACCGCAGCCUGUUGGUUCCCUGUCAGCCAACAUCAUCGAGACUUACAGAGCCAAGUAUCGAUGGCCAAAGGACAAGGAUACAGCAUAGGAUCCGGCAGCAAGAUAAAAACAACGCGUCGGGCAGACAGCAGUGGUAGCAGCAACUUUCAGUCUCGGAUGUGGGCCAAUUGAGCUUGCCAGCAAAAUCAUUAAGAAAGAUCCUUUUGCCACAGCCUGCUGCGGUGCACCAAGGUAUGCCUGCAUACCUGGUAUGCCGAUGGUAUGUCAAUUGACCGCAACAAUAACAAGGAAAAGCCGAGCAGCUUCACGGCCAAGCAGUGCGUCGACGAAUUGGAAGGCGUUGCUGUGGCAUAGUACUCGUCAGCAUUAUCCAAGUCCAGCCAAGAUCCUAUUCAACAACAAAAAAGGAUACGCGCAGAGUCAAAAGAACCAAGCUCAUAGUCAAGACCCCAGUGACAGCUAUUUGUUUCUGUAAUACAGCCUGAACAAAAUUAUCCAUUCAAGCUCAAGCUC